This is a messenger RNA of Corchorus capsularis, 2373 nucleotides long. Lineage: Eukaryota; Viridiplantae; Streptophyta; Magnoliopsida; Malvales; Malvaceae. The record is from the annotation of a GenBank genome assembly.
AUGACAGUCGAAGAACUCAUUAAGGUUCAUAAACCUGAUAUUUUGUGUCUCCUUGAGAUUAAAGCAGAUGAAACUAUGGUGAAAAGUUUGGCUAAACGUUUACGUUUCACAGAUGUUUUUACAGUGCCCUCUCAUAGUAUGGCGGGAGGUAUCGCUCUUUUUUGGAAUUCUUCUAGCAUUAAUAUUGACGUUUUAUCGUAUUCUGAGCAAGUUGUUCACACGAUGAUUGAGAUCAAUUCAGUGAGUCAGAUUUUUUCCUUUGUGUAUGUGAGGCCGAAUAGUUUGUAUAAAGAGAAUUUUUGGACUGAUUUGGUUGCUUUCUCUAGUAAUAUUUCUUCGCCUUGGAGUGUGGUAGGCGACUUUAAUGAUUUUGCUGCUGUUAGUGAGAGGUGGGGUGGAGCAACUACGGCAGCGAAUUGUUUAAACAUGAUUUUGAAGUUUAGAUCUUAUUGGGAAGCUUGUAACCUGUUUGAUGCAGGGUCUUCAGGCUGUCGGUUUACCUGGAUUAAGAGAGUUGGGGGUCGUAUAGUGUUACAAGAGAAACUGGAUCGUGCUUUAUGGAAUUCGGAGGCUUUGUUGGUUAAUCCGAAUGCAAAAAUUAUAGUUCUUCCUUGCUUGUGUUCGGAUCAUCAUCCUUUGUUGUUGGAUUUUGACUGUGUUAGGCCGACGGGAGGUAGUAAUAAGCCUUUUCGUUUUGAAGCUGCCUGGUUAACUCAUUCAGAUUUCACCGGUAUGUUCUCCUCGGCAUGGGGAAGAGGUGGUGGUAAUUUAUUGAAUUCAAUUGAGGAAGUAACGAAAGAGUGUAAGGUUCGGAUACAACAAGUUUUUGGUAGCAUUCAUAAGAAGAAAAGAAUUCUUUUGGCUAGAAUUAGGGGUAUUCAGAAUUGUGAUUAUUAUGCGGACUCUGAUUUCCUCCAUCAGUUGGAUAUUUGUCUUCGUGAGGAGUACCACCAGGUGCUACGACAAGAGGAACUUUUGUGGCUGCAGAAGUCGAGCCAGAAGAAGAAUUUUCCUUUUCAAAAGGUAUAUGAUGAGUUUGCUUUGAAGUUGUCAGCGAAAGAGAAAUUAGCAGUAUCAGCAGAGCUACAGUUAGAUGAAGUCAAACUAGCAGUGUUCUCAAUGAAAGGGUUAAAAUCUCCAGGUGUAGAUGGCAUUCAACCAAUUUUUUACCAAUGUAAUUGGGAAAUUUUGAAGAAUACCCUUUUCCAGUUUGUUAACUCGGCAUUAGCAACUGGUAAGGUUGAUUUAAAAAUGCCGGGGGCUCACAUGGUUUUGAUUCCAAAGGUGCCAAAUCCAACUUCAGUGAAAGAAUUUCGACCUAUCACUCUUUUGAACACAUCUUAUAAGAUUUUGUCUAAAGUCUUGGUGAAUAGGUUGCGACCUGUGUUACAAAGAAUUAUUGGACCCUUUCAGAAUAGCUUCCUUGCUGGCCGUAGCACCACAGAUAAUAUUUUAAUCACACAGGAAGUUGUUCACUCACUAAUGGGUUGUAAGGGUCGAUCAAGAGGGAUGAUUUUGAAGAUUGAUCUACAAAAGGCCUACGACAAUGUUUCAUGGCGUUUUGUCAGUGAGGAAAUGCUUGUGGAUUUGGAAGCUACCAGUGCCGGAAAGAGUAAGGUUUUUUAUUUGGUUGUUGUUUUUCAAUUGCCUGAAUACUCGGGAAGUUUUGAACAGGAAAGGUUUAUGGAGUUGUGUUUACCGUCGCUUUGGGGUUCAAUUGGAGGGAAUCGAUUCUUUUCAGGAUUGGCUACAGCUCAAUUCGACGAAGGUGCGAAAGCCAUCAUGGGCUAUGCCAUUCAGCUUGCUUCAGAUUCUUUUGCGGCUUUUAGUAAUCUGUUAGGAGAUGUUACAAGAGAAGGGAGAUUGAUAACCUGGCAACCUCCACCUAAUGGCACUUGUAUUUUGAAUACAGAUGGCUCCCGUUGCUUUGAUGAUGGGCAUGCUUCUGCUGGUGGAUUGAUUCGUAACUCGGAGGGGAGAUGGAUGUUUGGUUUCUUAUUGAAUACUGGUAGGACAGGAAGUUUGGAAGCUGAGCUUUGGGGUAUUCGACAAGGUAUUAUUAUGGCAAAGAACCGUGGGAUACAACGCUUAAUCAUUGAAUUUGAUGCUCAAGUUGUGGUUCAGUUCUUACGCAGUACAGUGUUAGCAUCACAUCCUUGCUAUACUCUGAUUAGAGACUGUUUGGAGCUCAUUAAUAGUGAUUGGAUUGUGGAUAUUAGGCACAUCUGUCGGGAGGGCAAUCGUUGUGCAGAUCAUUUGGCAGACUUGGCGCACUCGGCACCGAAUGGAGUCAGUUUACUUGAAGAUCCCCCGGAUUCGACUACCUCUCUUUUGGAGGAUGAUCGAGCGGGUAGAGGAGUAUUAAGGCUUUAG